AUGGCGCACAGCGUGCUCUACGCCGACCUGCGCUUCGCCAAGGGGCCGUGGGGCCGCGGCACGGCCAGCGGGGCCCUGGGGGAAGCCCCCGGCAUGGACGAGGCCGACAGCCCCUACGAGAACGUGGCACCGGGGCCGGUGCCUGCGGGGACGGCUGGGGAAGGGACCCGGCACAGCCCAGGGCGCUGCUCCUGGCGGCGCUGCAUCCCCGCGGGGCUGCUGGCAGCCAGCCUGCUGCUGCUGGUGGCCCUGGUGGCCCUGGGGACCUGCUACUGGCAGGCGACCCGUGAGCUGCGGGACGCGUCCCGGGAGCAGGCGGCCGAGCGCGGCCGCUUCUCGCAGGAGGCGCGGGCGUGGGAACAGAGCCUGGAGCAGGCGCGCCGGGAGCUGGCGCAGGCGCGCGCGGAGCUGCAGCGAGCGUGGCGAGAGGGCAACAGCAGCCUGCUGGAGCUGGGCAGGCAGGAGGCCGAGCUGGCGCGCGUCUCGGGGGCCCUGGCCGGUGCUGAGAGGGAGCUGCAGGACGCGCAGGGGCGGCUCGAGGCCGGCGAGCGUGCGGCCAGCAGCCUGCGCGCCUGCCUGGACGCAGACUGCUGCCCCCCGGGCUGGCUGCUCUACCACGGCAAGUGCCUCUUCGUCUCGUCGGAGAAGAAGAGCUGGUGGCAAAGCCUGAACGACUGCGAGGCGAGAUCCUCCCAGCUGCUGGUGCACAGCGAGCGGCAGGCAUGGGCGCUGCCGCCUUUCCUGCACGCAGGCGGCACCAAGUACUGGGUGGAGCAGAGGACCAAAAUUCCUUCGUGGAUGGAGGAGCAGAUUGAGAAGUACAAGUGGUCUUUUGAAUGCACACUGGUGGGCUCUGGGAAAGUAGAGCGCACAUACUGCUACUGGGCUUAUCAUUGGAUCUGCGAGCAGCCCCCAAAGCUGAGCAACCUGUCCGAGAUCUUCUCUCCUCUCCUGGCUGGGGGGUGACCCUGGCACCCCCUCUGUCUGGGGACAUAGGCUGGGAGUGAAGGUGUUGGGCAUGUAAAGGAUGACU
Molecule: messenger RNA, 1033 nt
Organism: Cygnus atratus (black swan)
Lineage: Eukaryota; Metazoa; Chordata; Aves; Anseriformes; Anatidae
Product: B-cell differentiation antigen CD72-like
Exons: 7
Coding region: 1-966 (321 amino acids)
Cellular component (GO): plasma membrane
Molecular function (GO): transmembrane signaling receptor activity
Source: RefSeq, a predicted model, not a curated record